AUGACCGUAAAUGCGGUCCAAUUUGAAGACCACUUGAAUUUAGACCCGGUUUUCAAUGGCACCAAUUGGGUCGUACUUUGCGCCGGUAGUAACACGUGGUAUAACUACAGACAUCAGUCUGAUGUAUACCAUGCAUACCAAGUGAUCAAAUCGCACGGAAUUCCCGAUUCAAACAUAAUUGUCAUGCAUUACGACGAUAUCGCUAACGCUAAACAAAAUCCAAUGCCAGGUGUUGUCAUCAAUCGGCCCAACGGUCCCGAUGUCUAUAAAGGAGUUCCUAAGGAUUAUGUGGGCGAAGAUGUCAACCCUUCCAACUUUUUAUCUGUGCUUAGAGGAGACUCCGUAUUGGCUCAUUUGGUUGCGUUUCCACACAAAUACCUUUACGCAAAAGAAUUGGCCGAGACUUUGAUUACAAUGCAUAAAAAUAAUAGAUUUGCAAAAUUGGUCUUUUAUAUGGAGGCCUGUCAUUCA
This is a messenger RNA of Medioppia subpectinata, 471 nucleotides long. The record is from the annotation of a GenBank genome assembly. NCBI's taxonomy places the organism in Eukaryota, Metazoa, Arthropoda, Arachnida, Sarcoptiformes, Oppiidae.